Molecule: messenger RNA, 1408 nt
Organism: Mesoplodon densirostris (Blainville's beaked whale)
Lineage: Eukaryota; Metazoa; Chordata; Mammalia; Artiodactyla; Ziphiidae
Gene: SPP1
Product: secreted phosphoprotein 1
Exons: 7
Coding region: 101-1012 (303 amino acids)
Biological process (GO): ossification; positive regulation of bone resorption; cell adhesion
Molecular function (GO): extracellular matrix binding
Source: RefSeq, a predicted model, not a curated record
AGGGAGAGGAGGAGGCCAGAGUGCAGCACUGAGCUCAGCAUCAGCACCGCCUGGGACCGGGCUCUUCUCAGCCGCCGCAGACCAAGGAACAUUCAUUACGAUGAGAAUUGCAGUGAUUUGCUUCUGCCUCUUGGGCAUCGCCUCCUCCCUUCCAGUUAAACAGACUGAUUCUGGCAGCUCUGAGGAAAAGCAGCUUUACAACAAAUAUCCAGAUGCUGUAGCCACAUGGCUACAGUCUGACCCAUCUCAGAAGCAGACUUUCCUAGCACCACAGAAUACUGUGUCCUCUGAGGAAACUGGUGACAACAAGCAAGAGACCCUCCCGAGUAAGUCCAAUGAAAGCCCUGAGCACACAGACUCUGUGGAGGAUGAAGAGGAUGGGGACAGCCAGGACACUGACGAAAAUGACUCCAGUGACCCUGACCAUUCCGACGCGUCUCACCACUCUGACGAAUCUGAUGAAGUGGUCACUGAUUUUCCCACUGAUGUUCCAGCAACCUCCGUUUUCACUCCACCUGUCCCGACCGGAGACACACACGAAGGCCGAGGUGAUAGUGUGGCUUAUGGACUGAGGUCGAAAUCUAAGAAGUUCAGCAGAUCUGAUGUCCAGUAUCCAGAUGCCACAGAGGAGGACGUCACGUCACACAUGGAGAGCGAGGAGGUGGGUGAUGCACCCAAGGCCAUCCUGGUUGCCCAGCGCCUCCACAGGGCUUCUGACUGGGACAGCCGUGGGAAGGACAGUCAGGAGACGAGUCAGCCGGAUGACCGCAGUAUGGAAACCCACAGCCACGAGCGUUCCAAAGAAUUCAAGCUGAAGGCCGAGGAUGAGAGCAGUGAGCAUUCCGAUGUGACUGAGAGUCAGAAUAAUUCCAAAGUCAGCCAUGAAUUCCACAGCCAAGAAUUCCAUAGCCACGAAGACAAGCUAGUCCCAGACCUUAAGAGUGAAGAAGACAAACACCUGAAAUUUCGUGUUUCUCAUGAAUUGGAUAGUGCCUCUUCUGAGGUCAAUUAAAAGGAGAAAAAUACAGUUUCCUACUUUGCUUUUAGUAAAAAGAAAAAAUACAUUAUAGCAGAGUGGGACAGAAUAUGAAAUGCUUAUUUCUCUGCUUAGUUGGUGAAUGUAUGUGUGUGUGGACCUGGAAACAGAUCAUGGUUUUGAUCGUUAGUUUAGUGUGUGACUUCAUGGUAACACCCUUGUAAACUAAAAGCUUCAGGGUCUAGCCUAUGUUCUUUCCAUAUAAGAAAUGCAAACCAUCACUGCAUUUUAAUGUUUGCUAGCCUUUUAUGAAAAGAAGUUUAUGUGAAAGCAAAAAUCCUUUUACACACUUAGAGAAUAUAAAAUUUCAUGUCACUAUGAUCUUUUGUUUUUUAAAUUAGUUUAUAUUUUGUUGUGAUUAUUUUUGUUGGU